Eurytemora carolleeae is the source of this 2109-nucleotide messenger RNA. RefSeq lists its product as uncharacterized. The transcript has 10 exons. Lineage: Eukaryota; Metazoa; Arthropoda; Copepoda; Calanoida; Temoridae. The coding region runs from base 47 to 1513 and encodes 488 amino acids. Gene Ontology annotation, molecular function: protein binding. The record is from RefSeq and is a predicted model, not a curated record.
CAACUGUUUUACAAGUUUUUGUUUCAGAAAAUUCAAUCUUUAAAUCAUGUCCUCUGAUCUGGAGAAAGGUAUAAAGGAGAUGAUGGAAUCUAUGAACAAUCUCGGCGCAAAUGUUUGUGAUCUUGCUAAAAAUAAUCCGGACAACUUCUAUCAAAUGCUCAAAGGAAACAAAUCGGCGGCGGUGAAUGAUGCCCUGCGGGGCAGAGCUGAUGGGGAAAGAGAAUUGAGUCAAACUUUCCAAGAUAUUGAAUCUGGAAAAUUGAAAGUACCGAUAACUUACGAAAACCCACCAUCAACCCCUCUCAAAGGAUACAAAGCCGAAGUAUUGAGGACUAAGUGGGAUAUCUGGAUGGAUUAUCGACCUCAUGAGAGAAGGUUCAACCACUUCUCCCCGUGGAUGAUCAGCCUAUACAAGGGGGACUACGACAUCUUCAUCACGGAGGUUAAUAGCGUUCUGUCCAGUUUGAAUGAAGAGGAGCUAAAGAAAAGACUUGAAAUGCGGGAAACUCUUCUCUGCGUUGGUGCCGUGUUCCACACAAUAAUUGGAGCCAGGUCCCUCGUUCCUGGGAGCGAAUACCGUUACAACACGGAGAAGCUCCACGGUAAGGCGGGAAUGGAGCACAUGAAAAUUCUAAAUAAAUUGCUGGAGCUUGGGGCCAACGUCACGAACCUCCAUGAUAUUGCCGGAUAUACCCCGCUCCACCAUUGCCUGACGUCCCAGGGGAACUCUGUAACCUACGAGAUGGCUAAGCUACUGCUGAGUAAGGGUGUGGAUCCUAAUGCGCGGAACAGGUUCGGAGUUCCGCCCUUGUCCAUAUGCGUGAUGGCAGGGAACCUGGAGUUCGUCGAGCUUCUCGUCAAUCAUGGUGCUGAUCCAAAUAUCAAGGAUAAUGACGGUGUUAACGCCUCGAGAUUGGCUCAGUACUACCCGGCCCUGGCCAGGAUACUCAAGAAGGGGGAGAAGGGUAUCCUCAAGGAAGAACGGGAGAUCGCCAAACAGAAUAAUCUCCUCAAGAAAUGUGCACACUGCAAACAAUCUGCAGAAAAUCGUUGCACAGGAUGCUUCCUUGAAUGGUAUUGUGGUGCUGCUUGCCAGAAAACAGAUUGGACCAAUCACAAGACGAUAUGUAAACAGAGAAGAAAGGAGUUUCUCCCUGUCAAGUUCAUGUCUCUCACCACCACCGGGUUCAACCAUCAGACUGGGAAGACCUUCAUGUCCGUGAACGGGACCGGGAAGACCUUGAAGGAUGGGACCAGCAAGAAGACUAAGUCCACCUCCUUCGUGGUGAAGUUGCAAGUGCCUCUUAAAGGAGGCGUAGGACAGCCAAUGAUGGUUUAUAAUAAGGAACGGAGUGUUCAGGGUAUGCUUGAGGAACAAGGAGAAGCUGGAGCUACACUCGGACAAGUUGUUCGAACCAAGGGAUACAACAAGAACAAAGGAUACUUCUACGCUAUCCUGGAGAAUGAAAACCUUCUUAUUAAUCCUUGCAUCUUACCCCCAGAAACCUGGUAGACUAGUAUACCGUAGAAACCUGGUCGAUAAUCUACAUUAUUCAUAAAACCUGGUCGAUAAUCUACUUUAUCCCUUAAACCUGGUCGAUAAUCUACUUUAUCCCUUAAACCUGGUCGAUAAUCUACAUUAUUCAUAAAACCUGGUAGACCAUUUACAUUGUCCUUAAAACCUGGUAGGUCAGUUACAUUAUCUCUAAAAACUGGUAGAUAAUCUACAUUAUCCGAACUGAGACCCGGUUGGAAAUCUUCCUCCGUUUGGCUGAUAUAUUCACCUCAAGUCAGCUUGGAUUUGUAAAAAAAAACAUUUUUAUUUUACGUUGGACUCGUUGAAGGUUGAAUUUAAUAUGCUCUGUGAUCUGAAAUUUUCAAUUGAUUCUCAAACCUAGUCUUUCCAUCCUAAUCUUCUUUACAUUUUGAUGUGAUAUUUUUAUACAGAGUUAUCUCUUAAGGAGUAAAAUUUCCCAAGACGGAAUUUGUUCUCAAUAUGAAAUCUAAGGUUAAAAUGUUAAAUAUUCUCAAAAGUUUGUGACCAAGCAUGUCUGUUCGGAAAUUUAUUGCUUUUAUAUUUAUAUUUAUAAUUGUAUUUUUUUCAGAAAA